UGCUGGUCCUCCACUUCUUCUCGGCUCACUCAGAUAGAGGGGGCUUUAUAGGGAGUGAAAUCUGGAGGACACAAUACGAUACGCUCUAUCUUGGAGGUGUAGAUUUUUGUGGAUAACAUUAGAAGAAUUUAAAAGCUGUCCAGAGGUUCCAGAAUAAAACAUAUUUAAGGAUGGAUCAAACAGAGCUUGUGACUGUGGCCAGUCUGACAACCCAUUUGGAUAAUAUUACAAAUUCUGCAUCCUCUUCAUUGAUGAUGUUCAACUCAUCUGACUGGAAAUUAGUUCAUGCCAUCGUGCCUCCGUACAUCUUUGUGCUGUGUUUGACUGGAAUUCUCGGGAAUGCGUUUGUUCUGUUAGUGUUCUUCCUACAGAGGACCCACUGGACUGUACCUGAGAUCUACUUGGGCAACCUGGCUUUAGCUGAUCUAAUUCUGCUAUCUAGUCUGCCAUUCUGGGCCAUGAACAUCCUCAACUACUUCAACUGGCCUUAUGGGGAGUUUCUAUGUAAGGUGGUGAAUGUGGCCAUCGUGGUUAACAUGUAUGCUAGCAUUUACAUGCUGGUGAUGGUGAACAUCGACCGCUACCUUGCGCUGGUGCUGACGAUGAAAGCAAGGUGGCUGAGAAGGAGACGCAAUGCAAAAAUCAUUACCUUUUGGCUCUGGAUUCUCGGAGUGGCCAUGGGCAUACCUACUCUAACUUACCGGACAGUGAAGACUACCCCCGAAUUGCCAUACCCGGCCUGCCUUAUCGAAUACCCUGAAGACUCCCACAGAUUAGCUCACAGCCUUCAGCUGAACAUACUGGGCUUUGCUCUGCCUCUUCUGGCUAUAGUCUUCUGUAGCUACAAUAUCCUCCAUGCCCUGUGGAAAAGAAUGGAAAAUCUGAACAUGCACAACGGAAAUGACCGGAAGGCCACACUGCUGGUGUGCGCCGUGACCCUGCUCUUCUUCGUUUGUUGGGGUCCGUUCCAGAUCGUUACCUUCCUGGAUAUGCUCUGUGAUCUCCACUUCUUGGACAAGAAGUGGUACCACACCUUGGACAUUGCACACCAGUUUUCCACCUACUUUGCCUUUCUGAACAGCUGCUUUAACCCCCUGCUGUAUGUAUGCACAGGCCACUACUUCAGGAGGAAAGUCAGUGAUAUAUACAAGAGGAGGAGAAGCUCGGUUGCAUCUGUGAUCACCACCCUGCAGCGUUCGGCUGUGUCAACCUACACCCAAAGGACUGAUCAAAUCAAACCAGUCGUACUGUAGGAUCAGUUCUAGAGCAUAUUUUAGUGUACUAUUGCUAUAUAUGGAUGUGGAAGGUUCAUAUUUUUGGAUCUUAAUGUGUAUAAUAUUAACAGUAUCCAAAACAGAAAUAGUGGCCAACGAAUAGCAACUUGUGUGGUUUGGACAUAUGCAUGUGAAGGGAUAUUUGGGAACAAUAUAAACAGUUACGCGACUCUGCAGUUCACGCACUGUCUGCAGCUCAUUCUUCACACUCGUCCUGUUCAGUGUCAAGCCCUUGUACAUACUGUGUAUUACUCAGCCCGUGUAAGCUGAGAAGGCUGAAUAAAUAUUUUAAUAUGAUUAAGAUAUUAUAUUAAAAAACUACUCACACAGAAGAGAAGUGUAUACAAAAAAGUGUGACAGGACAGAAGUAUUGGAACACACGCUUAUUCCUUGUUUAUUCAAUGGUAAAAAAAAAAUUACCUGCUUCUUUGUUAGAAUAGUAACUGUUCCUACUGUCCAUUAAAGGCUUUCUACUUGAUUUUUGAGCAUUGCUGUGAGGAUGCUCAUCCCAAAAGAGUUUUAUGUGACACCAUCGUUCCAGAGAACACAGUUUCACUGCAGAGCUCAAUUCUUGGGCCUUUAUACUCCUUUAGCCAGUGGCGCCAAUAGGUUCAUUUUUUUAGUAGAUUUUUUUUUUUGAGUAAUAAAGAUGUGAUUCUAUUGGAUAUGCUUCUCUAAAGGCACUAUAUAACCUCUGUGUGUGUGCAUUAACAUAUCUGAAUUUGCUAUCCAUGCACCUUAAAAGUAUCUGAAAGUUGAUUUUUUUUAAAGGGGUGUCCACAAACAUAUAUAAAGUAAAUGUGUUUCAUAUUUUGGUUGUUUUUUUAAUACACUUAAAAGUGUAAUGACUAACAGCAAAGUAGUACAGGAGAGCUAUAACCACCUGAAUGGAAAAUAAAUCCAAUAAAUAAACUAGGACCUAAUAUGACAGUUGUAAAAUAUUCAUUUGAGUACCCACCUGAGUAGAAGUGAAAGUGUUAUCAGGAAAGUACAGAUCUAUUAAAAAGUACCUUACAUAAACGGACCUGAGAAAAUUUAAUGAUCGAAUGAUUAGACUGAAAAAGUACUUUCUAUGCUCCCUAUAAAAAGGUCCUCAGAGGCUAGUUUUUGGUAGAGCAGCUCUUGGUGAGAGAUUGUUCACUGCUAGACAUGUUUCUAUGACGGGCUUGAAGAUAUUUUCCCUAUUUGACUUCUUUAGCCAGUUGCACCAAUAGGGGAAUAUUCCCUUGGCUACGUAAAACAAGAUGGACUUUUCAACAAACUGCUCGCCACAUAGGCUGACCAUCAGUUAGCCACCAAAUCCUUUGUUUGCGUGAAUUCCAAAAGGGGUAACACUUUAUAAUACUGUUCCAUAGUUAAUAGGUAACUAAGCAGGAACUAAGCAGUAAACAAAUGAAUAGUGCUGCAUUAACACCUAAAUCUCUUCUAUUAACUACCAGGGAGUACUGAAUAAUUACUCAGUUGAUAGUACUGAACUAAUGAUUAUAGUAGUUCACUAUUAACUCCACAAUAAUUACUGAGACUUACAUAUCUCCCAGAGAACUACUUACUAAUUAUGUCUCCUUUAUAAUAACUAUUCAUUAAUUACUGCUCAAAUCAACAUUAAUUACUGAAAACCGUUACAUCCCACCUGGGGAACUAUAGAUCUAAAUCAGGCAUAUUUGAGUUAAAUGCAUAUUAAUUGAAGGCAUAUUUGAAUUAAGCAAGUGACACCAUUUGUAGUAGUGGUAACCUUAAUUACCUUAUUAUCCUCAGUUCCUUCCAAAUAUUAGCAACAUAUAGUAAAAUACUACAGUGUGUAUUACUCUGCUUAACCAUCAAUUUUUGGAAGAAAAAAACAACAUUAUAACGUAAUAUUAUUGCAUAGAAGACAUUGAUGAAAGUUCUCCAGAAGGCAUCUAAGACUCUAAGAAUGACUGUAAGACUGUAAUAAUGUAACAAUCAUUGCUUUAAUACUAGGUAUCAGCCUUAUAAAAGUGCAUCUUCAGCGUUUGCAGUCUCACAGAGAUUUAUUAACUGCGCAUUAUUAGGGUAAUUACGGUAAUUUCACAGCGGACCCAGUUCUCCUGGUCCUUUGUGUAAAUUCUCUGCUGUGCUGCUGCUGCUGCUGCUGCUGCUGGAGGAGGAUUAAGAGAGACUCUGCUGCUUUCAUAUUUCUGUAUUUGAUUGAAAAUAAACUAGUAAUCAAGAUAUUGAGAUCUUUUCCAGCUUAUUUUACCCCCGGAUCAGAAGAGGACUCUUUGUGGGUUGUUAACCAGCUUUAGGAUGUGUGUUAGCUAGCUAAGUUAGCUAAGUUGUGUGUGUAGUUAGCGUUAGCCAGCUAAGUUACCUAGGUUAUGUGUGUGUUAGUUAACUGGCUAAGUUAACUAGGUUAUGUGUGUGUUAGUUAACUGGCUAAGUUAACUAGGUUAUGUGUGUGUUAGUUAACUGGCUAAGUUAGCUAGGUUAUGUGUGUGUUAGUUAACUGGCUAAGUUAACUAGGUUAUGUGUGUGUUAGUUAGCUAGUUUAAAUGUGUGUUAGUUAGCUAGGUUAUGUGUGUUCGUUUGCUAGCUAAGUUAACUUUUAUGUGUGGGUUAGUUAGCUAGGUUAUGUGUGUGUUAGUUAACUGGCUAAGUUAGCUAGGUUAUGUGUGUUAGUUUGCUAGCUAAGUUAACUUUUAUGUGUGGGUUAGUUAGCUAGGUUAUGUGGGUUAGUUAACUGGCUAAGUUAACUAGGUUAUGUGUGUGUUAGUCAGCUAGUUUAAAUGUGUGUUAGUUAGCUAGGUUAUGUGUGUUCGUUUGCUAGCUAAGUUAACUUUUAUGUGUGGGUUAGUUAGCUUGGUUAUAUGUGUGUUAGCAAGUUAAAUGCGUGUGUGUUAGUUAGCUAGGUUAAAUGUGUGUUAGUUAGCAAGCUAAGUUAGCUAGGGGAAAUGUGUGUGUUUUAGCUAGGUUAAUCGUGUUAGCUAGUUUAAAUGUGUGUGUUAGUUAACUAGGUUAAAUGUGUGUGUGUGUUAGUUAGCUAGGUUAAAUGUGUGUUAUUAGUAUUAUUAUUAUUAUUAUUAUUAUUAUUAUUAUUAAUGUAUAUUUCCCUUUACAAUACUGUGACAUGUUCUGCAGUAACUCCUAAAGAAGAACACAGUAACUCCUCAGUAAUUAGUAAUUAGUUAACAUGUUUCUCACUUUAUAAUACUGUGGUAUGAUUAGUAAUGGGUUACCAUGUGGUGCUGUUAACUCCCGAAAAAAGAAGACAGGGACCCCUUAUUAAUUAUCUAUGAAGAACACAGGGAAGCCUAGUCCGUUAUCUAACACAAAUAUUUAUUCAUUUAAACAUGAUUCCCCCAGAAUAAGGAUGUAGGACACAGCCUACAGUAAAGCUGUAUGUGAGCCAUCACUUCUACUGAGCACAUGUCCAGGAGGACUGAAGAAGAGCACAGGUUUAGAAUAAACACCUGUAACCCACUGACAGAACAUUACAAAAAUGGGGGUUAAGCAGACUACUGCACAUUUCAGUGUGUCUAACAUUUGGAAGAUAUUGAGCAUACUAAGGUAAGUAAGGUUAAUAUAUGAUAAGUGGUGUCACUGACUUUAAUAUCACCACUGAUAGAAUAACCUGCAGCAGCAGAUAAACACACUGAUAGAGGCUAGCGGUCCGGCGCUGUGGAAUUACCGUAAUUACCCUAAUAAUGGGCACUAAAAGUCUGUGAGACUGCAAGGCUGAAGAUGAACGUUUAUAAGGUUGGUGCUGAAAAUUAAAGCAGUGACCGUUAAAACAAAAUUGAGUAUAGUCAGUCUUAGAGUCUUCUGGAGAACAUAAAUAAUGUCUACUAUGUAAUAAUAUUACGUUAUUUUUGUAUUAUUUUUUUCUUUUAAAAAUGUGGUUUAAGCAGAUUACGACACACUGUAGUAUUUUACUAUAUGUUGCUAAUAUUUGGAAGAUAAUGAUGAUAAUAAGGUAAUUAAGGUUACUGCUACUACAAAUGGUGUCACUCAAAUAUGCCUUUAAUAUCACCACUGAUAGAAUAAUUGUUUGUGUAGACUGAUUUAGAUCCAUAGUUCCCCAGGUGGCAUGUAAGGGUUUUCAGUAGUUGAUUUGAGCAGUAAUUUAUAAGUAGUUAUUAUAAAGAAGACAUCAUUAGUAAGUAGUUCUCUGGGAGAUAUGUAAGUCUCAGUAAUUAUUGUGAAGUUAAUAGUGAACUACUAUAAUCAUUAGUUCAGUACUA
Astyanax mexicanus (Mexican tetra) is the source of this 5473-nucleotide messenger RNA. It is a transcript of the gene bdkrb1, whose product is annotated as bradykinin receptor B1. The record is from RefSeq and is a predicted model, not a curated record. Gene Ontology annotation, molecular function: bradykinin receptor activity. Bases 171 to 1253 code for a protein of 360 amino acids. The transcript is spliced from 2 exons. Lineage: Eukaryota; Metazoa; Chordata; Actinopteri; Characiformes; Acestrorhamphidae. Gene Ontology annotation, biological process: immune response; G protein-coupled receptor signaling pathway; neutrophil chemotaxis. Gene Ontology annotation, cellular component: membrane.